Acipenser ruthenus (sterlet) is the source of this 5128-nucleotide messenger RNA. RefSeq names its product neurogenic differentiation factor 2. The record is from RefSeq and is a predicted model, not a curated record. The transcript is spliced from 2 exons. Gene Ontology annotation, biological process: nervous system development; regulation of DNA-templated transcription. Gene Ontology annotation, molecular function: protein dimerization activity. Lineage: Eukaryota; Metazoa; Chordata; Actinopteri; Acipenseriformes; Acipenseridae. The coding region runs from base 128 to 1207 and encodes 359 amino acids.
UGUCUCCGCGCGCCUGGGUACCACUCGGAAGACGGCAGCCGCAGCUAUUGGAUCUGUAGUUGCGCUUUCCCUGAAGAUGGUGUAAAACGCGCAUAGCACCCCUCCAGAGCUACAUUGGAGUGCAAUCAUGUUGACGAGGCUGUUCAGCGACCCCUCCCUGCUCCCCGAGGGUCAGAAGUAUUCGGGCUGGGCGGAGGACAGCGAGAGCGAGGACUCCAAGGCGAAGGAGGAUGACCCGGACCAGGGCUGCGGCCUGCAGGACGAGGAGAUGGAGGAGGACGAGCUCCUCGAUGACGACAGCCGGGCCGCCGAGGAUGAGGAAGACGAUGAGGGGGAGGAAGACGAGGGGGCUGACGAGACUGAGGGAGACAGGCCCAAAAAACGGGGUCCGAAGAAGCGGAAAAUGACCCCAGCCCGGGUGGAGCGCUCCAAGUUGCGCAGACAGAAGGCAAAUUCCCGGGAACGCACCCGCAUGCACGACCUCAACUCCGCCCUGGACAACCUGCGCAAGGUGGUACCCUGUUACUCCAAAACGCAAAAACUCUCCAAAAUCGAGACACUCCGACUGGCCAAGAACUACAUCUGGGCCCUGUCCGAGAUCCUGCGCUCGGGGAAGAGACCGGACCUGGUGGCCUACGUGCAGACUUUAUGCAAGGGCCUCUCGCAGCCCACAACCAACCUAGUGGCCGGAUGCCUUCAGCUGAACUCCAGGAACUUCUUGACGGAGCAGUGUCAGGAAGGCGGGCGCUUCCCCGGCCCUAACCCGUCCUUCUCCAUGCACCCAUACCCCUACCAGUGCUCCCGGCUGUCCAGCCCGCAGUGCCAGUCCAGCUCCAUGCCCAAUUCCCACACGUUAAGGACACACGCCUAUUGCUCCACCUACGAGUCUCUCUAUGCCGGCAACGCGUCCCCAGAGUACAACAGCUCCGAGUACGAGGGUCCCCUGAGCCCACCUGUGUGUGUUAAUGGAAACUUCUCCCUCAAGCAGCAGGACUCUUCUUCCCCGGACCACGAUAAGAACUACCACUACUCUAUGCACUACCCGGCCCUGCCCAGCUCCCGCCCCCCGGGACACAACCUGGUGUUCGGCUCCAAUGGAAUGCGAGGCGGGGUCCAUUCUGAAAACGUGCUGCCUUAUCACGACAUGCACGUGCAUCACGACAGGCCGCCCAUGUACGAAGAACUCAACGCGUUUUUCCACAAUUAGCUAACCCUUUCACACCGACUGACACCAGCAAUUAAUCCGAUUCACAGUAUACUGUAACUGGACUCUAUUAAAAUGAUAUAAUUAUAUACAGCCCCCCCCCCCCCCCUCCAGACGCGCGCGACACGCACACACACACACACACACGCACACACACACACACACACACACACACACACACACACACACACACACUGUUGUUUUUAUAGUGAAACCCCACGUCGUGGUGUAUAACGUUGAAAGGGUUCAGCUGGUAUAUACAAACACAGCUACUAAAAUGAAACAAAUAAAUAUAAAAUGUAUUUGACAAGAUAGCAAAAUAGACAUUUAUAUACGUGUCUACUUUUAACAUAUAUUAACAGAGACACUGUUAAAAUCUAUACCCAUAAACAUCAUCAUCAUCAUCAUCAUCAUUAUUAUUAUUAUUAUUAUUAUUAUUAUUAUUAUUAUUAGUAGUUUAGUAGUCGUAUUAUUAUUAUUAUUAUUAUUAUUAUUAUUAUUAUUAUUAUUAUUAUUAUUAUUAUUAUUAUUCGUUCAGUAUUUUAAAUGUAUCAUCAGUACAGUUUUAGUGUGAAUCUGUCUGCAGUCUCGUAUUCACAGCAUUAAUUCAAUAAAGGAAUAGAACAAAUCUAUGCAAGUAGAAAUUUAACGGUAACACUUUUGUAUAUAAUCGCCCAGUUUAGGACCAACCAUUAUUCUUUAUGGCAAAAUGUGCACUUUUUCAAACCGGGAUGCUAAAGAUUCCCUUAAAAAUUACAAACACAAAUAUGCAAACCAAUUGGUGUGAGCAACUGUAUUAAUUACCCUUAAUUAUGUGGACUAAGGAAACCCCAAACAUAGAAACACGUUUAUAUUAGAGCAUCACAAUGAAUAUCGAUAAUAAUUACAUAUUACCGCACUAAGAUGUUUACCAAACAUUUUCAUUUAUCAUGUAAAUGUUCGAUUUUCUCUGCAAAUUAAUGCAAGUAAUUUAAUUCCAUUCAUAUAAAUAUAUAGGUUAUUUAUAUAAUCUAUGAUCAUGUUAACACGUUUCUUUCUUUAAUUUUUUUUUAAAAAUCAAAACCACACGCCUUUAAAUAUAAUGACCAGCACUAAGAGGGAGAUUUGCUUUGCGAAGAUUUGCAAAAAUGAAGCUUGUAGAAAAAGAUCUACCGGCACCUGAAGUGCUUUUGUCUAAUGAUGCAUAAACCAUCUAUGCGUAUUGAUCUAUAUAUCUAUGCGUGCGUGCGUUUGUGUGCAUGCGUGCGUGCGUGUGUGUCUGUGUGUGUGCGUGCGUGCGUGUGCGUGCGUGCGUGUGUGUUUGUGCAAAGUGAAUAAGGUAUCAUUUCGUCUGCUUCUUACGUUCGCUUUGCCGGCCUCACAAGAGAACUGUCUGGAACUCGGGCAGCGGUAUCACACGCAUGUCGACACGUUGAAAAGUGGCACUUGACAGCCUACCCCAAACAGCAUUCGUUUUUUAUAUAAUGUUCAUCAUUUCAAAGAAGCCUUAUUGUGAUAAACAUUAUCGACAAAAAAAGGUCCAUUUCAUUUUGAGCAUUUUGAUCAACUGUUACGCAUGCGCGCGCACGAUUCUAUUCCCAAUUCCAAACAGACUCCGAGGUAAACCAAUAUAUGUUGUCUUAUCAUAAAAGGUGCCUGUUUUUUUUUUCUUUGUAUCAAAAAAACGACCGAAAAUAAACGAGUUUUGAUUACAUUAAAACAACACACUUCUUAAUUUUCUUGGAGAUACUUCUGCAUGAAAAAUUAAACAAACUCGUUUAGAGAUAGUUGGCUGUAGAUGAUAUAAAACGAAAUUAAACCGUUUUUUUUUUUUCAAACUAAAAAGAACCUUUCUUCCUGCGAUUCUUCUGCCGCCCAGGUGUAAAUAUGCGACCGCUUCUCGUGGAUAGUUUUUAUACACUGAAACAGUAAGACGCGUUUAAAAGAAAGCUCGAGCAUUGACUUUUGAAAUGUUUUCAUCUCACAGGUGGUGUUAAACCCGUUUUAUUUUCAUGCUGAAUAACCCAGUUGGGCAUUUUUUUUCAAGUACAACCAAAACUAAUUUACACUAUAAAUACUUAUUUAAAAACGAUUUUUUUUUUUAAAUUUGAAAUCUCUAGCCUAUAUUAAAAAAUAAUAAUAAUACAAAACAAAAAGUUAACGGUAUAAAAUUCAAACAAAAGGUCCGACUUUCUUUGAAAACGCUUUCUCUGUGAAGUAUUAAAAAUGUUACCCACGUCAUCCUUUCCGCACCAUGAUGUAUAGGCUGCUUAAAAGCCACAUAAUGGCAAAUGUCUCAUUAAAACGUCUUCGAACUGGAUGGAUGUAUUUUUGUUGUAUUUUAUUUUUGGUGUGUUUGAUUAGGUUGUCUUCUUCCAGUAAAUCUGCUGUAACGGGUUUGUGGAUGCUGGGUUUGGUGAGCGCUAGUGAGCCGAGGUCCAAAAGCUCUGUGACUGGGGAGCAGAGCGGAAUGAGGGACAGUGUCCUGCCUGAGUGUGUUGGACUAACUCGUUUCAGGAUUGGGACUGGGUUUCACUGCUGCACAAUGGGAGCUGUCUGGCGGAGUGGUGCUGAAUCGCUUACUGUCUGGAAAGGGUUAGACUCCCACACGGUUUGCUGUGAAUUAUAGCCGCUGAAAAAGCGACAAGAAAAAGUGACAAGAAAAAAAGGACUUGAAUUAAUGGUGAUACAAAACUCACCCACAGCUACAGUCUCACUAAGGGAUCGCUGGUGCGUUCGAGUCAGAACCUUCUGGAAUUCCACGCUCCGCCACACCCCGGGCACGGGACGCGUGGAUUCGGGUCACGGCAUAACUUAUUUCAAUCCACAUGAAGUCAAAACAUCCAGUGUGGUGUGAGUAAUGAUGAACAAGCACUAUUCCAUCCAUAUAGUAGCCUAUGUAAAAUCUAAUAAUGUUGUAUACUGUUAUGUGAAUGUACAGUUUCUGCUUGAGCAUUGUGGACAGGUUCCGCCUGGCCUUUUGAUUGGUAAAAUGUAAUAAUAGCCUAUAUGUAAUAAUUGAACAGAAUUGAAGGUAUGAGCAGACAGGAUUCAUCGCUUUCCCCGGAAACUCUGCGCUCCACGCCGUCAACAGUUAACACGAGUUGCGGAACAUUCUUCGACGAAUUCUCGUUUUAAAUUCUCAUUGCGUAGUGGUUUUGCACAGAGAAAUACAACAUCAUUAAAACAAAUUCGCUGGUGUAGAGUCCAGGUGGUCGUGUAAGUACACGGCCUUUCCAUGAACAAAUGAAACACGACAAGCAGAUUCACAGUUUAAGAGAAUUCUGAACGCUGAUAGCGGAUUGCAUUGUUCUUAAAGAUGGAGUUUCAUUUAUUGUAAAAAUUAUGAGACGGCGUACACAAAAACUGCACAUAAAACAUUAGGAAACACUGCAUCGCAGAACUAAAAUAUGAAUAAUAUGAUAAAUCUGUAAAAAAAAAUACACAUAGCAUAAGUACAUUACAUUUAUACGCACACUUGGCAAACGUUACAUUCUGUGCCACUGAACUGCAGCUCCGAGCCCUUAAAUCCAGUUGAUCUGUUUUGAGACUAUCGGUAUAUUUUGAGUGGAUCUAAUCCAGAUUCACAUUUACUUUCUUAAUGUGCUAUUUUUACUUGUGUGAAUUAUUUCUGUGAAUUGCACUUUAACCCGAAUCUGUACCCCCCCAUCCUGUUGCAUCGCCUCUGGUGUCCUAGAUUUGAUGUUUUUCUGUUUCUUUUUUCAUAAAUGGAAAAAGCUAAACAAAAUAAAAUAAUGAAUUCUAAAGUUUUUGAAGUAUUGUGUACCAUGUCAUCUGUGGUGAAUGAAUAUAUAAAUACGUAUUCAUGUUUGAUUGCAUUUUAUAUUCAAUUAAAACAAAAUGAUCUUCUGUCGCAUAUCGAUUUGAACACUGUGCUUCUGAAUUCUGGAAAAUGUUAAAAAUUAAACUUCUUUCAUUGUGAUA